Xenia sp. Carnegie-2017 is the source of this 1987-nucleotide messenger RNA. RefSeq names its product histamine H2 receptor-like. The transcript has a single exon. Bases 753 to 1871 code for a protein of 372 amino acids. Gene Ontology annotation, molecular function: G protein-coupled receptor activity. Gene Ontology annotation, cellular component: membrane. Gene Ontology annotation, biological process: G protein-coupled receptor signaling pathway. The record is from RefSeq and is a predicted model, not a curated record. Lineage: Eukaryota; Metazoa; Cnidaria; Anthozoa; Malacalcyonacea; Xeniidae.
GUUGGCAUAUCUUUUCCAUUAUUAAUAUUCAACGUUUUUUGUCUACAUUAACGUGUACACUUUGCUGUUUGCAAAGAGCUUACCUUGAGCUCUUAUCGUAUGCCAAGUAUGUUGUUUACGAGUUUUGAAAAGAUAUAAAUACCACACGUGUUCAUUGUUAGGGCGCCUCACAAGAAUUUAGAUAGUGAUGAUAUUUCAACCGAGAGCUGUUCCUAAAAUCUUGCCUAAGAUUUUGUUUGACGGAAAGUGAUACAACUUCAGGGAUUGAAACAUAGAGAAAAACAACAUCACCUGUCGUAUAGCAAGCAGUCUUUCAAACUCAUCAAUUGUCAGACAAAAUAAUAACUACUGGCUUUCAUUCCGUGACGUCGACCGCAGCCAAGAUAGCACCUUGGCGAUCAUGCACACAGAUGGUUGAAAGUCUUGGUUAUAAUGACAACGAAGAUGCCACAAUCUUACAACAGUUUUAGAUGCAUGUAUUAAGAGUUUGGGACACGAUACUGCACUUGGUAAGCAUUAUUAUUGACAGCGGGUGGUGAACAAAGUUUUCAUUUUGUCAUAAUAACUUCGGAAGGGCUUCUGACUAGCACAAAAACAAUGUCAAACAUCUGCUUUGAAGCAAGUUCCUGUUUCUAUUGAGAAUAAGUCACACAAAGGUGGUGCUUGUCUCAGAGUACGUACAAAGUCGAUUCUUCGUUUCUUGUUUACUACGCAAAGUUUGGAAGAUCGCUGCCGGCUCCUGUUAUAAGAAGAUGGCGUACCCAAACGGGAACUCCACUAAUUUAGAAGACUAUUAUAACAGCACGUCAGGAGAACGAGUUGUUCAGGCAUUUCUUAUGAUAGUAUUGGCUCUCCUAAGUCUAGCUGGUAAUGGCAUCGUAGCUUUCAUUGUUAUUUUGCAACAGAGAUUACGCUCGCUGUCGAAUAUUCUAUUGGCAAAUCUUGCUUGUGUUGACUUGGUAAAGAGCGGAAUUCUUAUUCCACUGUUGACGGCAACAAUAAUUACUCAUCCUUCAGAAUCACCCCUUAAAGGACGAGUAGUUUGUUUGAUAUUAUUAUCAUUUAGUGCAUUUGUCGGUACAGUUACAGUAUUGGCUUAUGUUAUAAUUUGCAUGGAUAGAUACAUUGCGGUCGUUCAUCCCAUAGCAUAUAAACAAAGUUGGAAAAGCAAGACGUAUGUUCGCUGUUUGUUUGUCGUCUCACCUUGGGCUAUUACAGCAAUAAUUGUUUUUCCUACCUACAUCGCCACCCAUAUAAACGAAGAUAUUGGUGACCAAACAUGCACGCGUUACAGAGCGAAAUAUUUAACUAGGACAACGACCACAGUAACAUCUCUUUGCAUAUUUAUCGUUUCUUUAUUUGCCUUAAUUGUGCUCUACGCAUUGAUCUUCAAAAGUGUUAGACAGCUUGCAAAACGACGAAUUCAGUUCGUGAGCGCAGAGAACUCGCACCGCGUUGAAGAGCGAGCGCGAAAACUCGAAAUUAACACAGCUAAAACGACUGCUAUUACCGUUGCUGCUUAUAUAUUUCUCUGGAUUUUAUAUAUGAUAGUAAUUUUACUACGGUAUCGAAAUUACAAAUCAUUUUGGUUAGAUUUCCUGAGCCUAUUUUUUCAGUACACAAGUGGUGUCAUAAACCCUUUUCUUUAUUUUGCGAGAAUCAAAGAACUACGUGAAGGUCUGAAGAGAGUCCUGAGACCGCGGGACUGGCGAUACACAAGGUCUGCGUCCAUGACAGAGCGCUCAAGACGUGUAUCGUCUGGGAUUAAUCUACGAAGUCCUAUUGCUAACCGCGAUGUUAGGUGUGACGAGAGCUCUGUCAUUUAUUCUUGCUCUGGAAACUCCAAGGAAGAUAAACAAGUAAAUGUAUAGGAUGAACAUAACAUUAAAGACAGGAUUGAAACUCAAUGGCAACAUUGUAUAGUACAACAUGUUAAUAAGAACUUUAGAUUUUACUGCAAAUAUAUUUCCCACAUAAUGUUUUGAAA